Messenger RNA from Topomyia yanbarensis, 649 nucleotides. RefSeq names its product U6 snRNA-associated Sm-like protein LSm1 (gene LSm1). Gene Ontology annotation, biological process: deadenylation-dependent decapping of nuclear-transcribed mRNA. NCBI's taxonomy places the organism in Eukaryota, Metazoa, Arthropoda, Insecta, Diptera, Culicidae. The coding region runs from base 130 to 534 and encodes 134 amino acids. The transcript has 3 exons. The record is from RefSeq and is a predicted model, not a curated record. Gene Ontology annotation, cellular component: Lsm1-7-Pat1 complex; P-body. Gene Ontology annotation, molecular function: RNA cap binding.
GGUCGUAGAUCAACGCCGCUACUGAUGAUAUUUGUUCGUAUACAAAUUUUUAAAAUUGUUCUCGUUUCUUUGUAAUUUAUUGGAUUUUAUUUGCCUGUUUGAACCUUUUCUUAAACGAGUGGUACGAAAAUGGAGAACCCUUUAUUCGGUACAGCGCACUUAUUGGAUGAAGUUGAUAAAAAAUUAAUGGUUUUGUUACGAGAUGGUCGCACGCUUAUUGGUUACCUAAGAAGUGUCGAUCAAUUCGCCAACCUAGUUUUGCACCGUACUAUUGAGCGGAUACAUGUCGGAAAUGAGUAUGGAGAUAUUCAGCGAGGAGUCUUUAUCAUACGAGGUGAAAAUGUAGUGCUCCUCGGGGAAAUUGACCGAGAAAAGGAAAAUAAUCUUCCUCUCAAAGAAAUCUCCGUUGAUGACAUCUUAGAUGCCCAGCGUCGCGAACAGGAAGCAAAACAGGAAAAACAUCGACUUAUUUCGAAAGCCUUGAAAGAACGAGGUCUAAAUAUGAAUUCCGAGCUAACACAAGACGAAUUUUAAUAACUUGCGUUUAUUCAAUGUAAUCUAUGGAUAACGCGAACGCGGUUCAGUUUAUCGUUAAGGUAUAUUAUAAUUUUGUUUUCCCAGAACAAUAAAAGUUUGUGUUUAUUCACGA